Rhincodon typus (whale shark) is the source of this 7061-nucleotide messenger RNA. RefSeq names its product fibronectin type III domain containing 1 (gene fndc1). The record is from RefSeq and is a predicted model, not a curated record. Lineage: Eukaryota; Metazoa; Chordata; Chondrichthyes; Orectolobiformes; Rhincodontidae. Bases 373 to 5157 code for a protein of 1594 amino acids. The transcript is spliced from 22 exons. Gene Ontology annotation, molecular function: protein binding.
CGUUCUGCGGGGGAGAGGUUGAGGCGAUUGAUGUCUAUCUCUCCUUCAAUCUACUCUUGUCUAGUAUCUGUGAAUGACAGAACUCCUAUUUCUUCCAUAUUAAGGACGAUAUAAGAAUUUCGAUGGUUUCGGGAUAAUUGCAUUUGAUCGAUAGGUUGGGGGCAGAAUUGAGAGAGGUGGUGUUUCCACUGUCAGUCGGAGGAGGGAGGUAGUGGUUUUCGGGUUAGUGGGAGCUGGGAAGAGGAGAAUUACGGAAUUGUGUGCGUGUGGAUAGUCUUCCUCUGGCUACCUGAGACCGCCUGUUCGCUGUGAGUGGGGAGUGUGGCAGUCGCAGUCCGGACCAGCUGCUGCUUUCGGCACCGAAACCUAAAGAUGUUCACAGCUGCAAGUUGUUUCACCUUCAUGGUUACUCUCCUUGUUGUACAGCCGCAAAAAGUUGUUUCCACCUGGAAGCUGAAGAAUGUAAAGGUUCUCCCUCAUGAAAAAGGACUGCAAGUCCUCUGGGAGCCACUGAAAAAUGUAUCCAAGAGACCUGUGGAUCACUAUACUAUUGGCUACGGUAAAACUCUGGAAAACCUCAAGUUCAUCAAGGCAGAUGAAGACAAACAGUCUUUUGUAUUAGAGGAUGUAGAGCCUGGAGAAGUUUAUUUUGUGAUGGUGACUGCAGAAAGUAAAACUGGAGAAAGCCAUCGUGUUUACAGAUCCAAUCGUAUAGCUGAGAGGAGAGUAUCAGAAGGACCUCAUCAUCCGCGAGCCAGCCCCUCAGCCAAUACAGUUUCACCGCGACUGAGAUCACCUCGUACCCCUCAAGCUAGAAGCUAUCUACUUGGCAGGAGAAGGAAAUAUGCACCACAUCCAAAAGAACAAAGGAGACAUAAAGUACAAAAACUUGUCCCUGAAUCAAUGUUUGGGACAUCUCCUCGGACAAGGAAUAUCCUAGGGCAGAGGAAGCCUAUUCACAGAACAAGCCCAACAAAACAUGAAGAGAAUAAUGAAUUGUAUGAACCCAGAGACAUAACAGUUCGAGUUAUGAGUCCACAAUCUGUGCUUGUUAUUUGGGUCGAUCCUGCUCUUCAAAGGGAUAAGAAUCAUGAUGCUGGUUCAGAAAGAUAUUACACUGUUAGAUACAGAGAGAAAGGAGAAUCUGCCAAAUGGGAAUACAAGAUAUCGAAGACAUACAGGCGAGUUCUGAUCGACAAGCUGACAUCAGAUUCCAUAUAUGAAUUCUCUGUUCGCACUUCACAAGGAGACAGAGAUGGCAAAUGGAGUGUUUCGGUUUUUCAAAGAACACCGGAGUCUGUUCCAACGUCUAGCCCUGAGAACUUUGAGGUGAAGCCAUUAGGUGAACAAGGAAGAGCAGUCACUGUAUCCUGGGAUCCUCCUAUUGACAACAAAGGAAAAGUCACAGAAUACAUUGUUUCAUACGCCCCGGCUCUCAAACCAUUCGGAGCAAAGACUAUUUCUUUUACUGGGGAUGUUACAACUGCUGUAGUUGAUGGCCUGCAACCUGGGGAGCGCUAUAUUUUCAAAAUUCGAGCAGCAAACCGGAGAGGACAAGGUCCUCAAUCAAAAACCCUCAGUGUUGCUAUGCCAAAAAGUACUAAUAUUGCUGCAACUUCUCAUCAUAGGAUUCGUGACAAAUCUCAAACUUCUCGAGGAUAUGAAUCAUCUUCAGUCUCCAAAUAUUUAUCCAAAAAGCCUUCUUCACAUUUGCCACCUUUUCCAUCUAAACCCAUCUCUGGUUUCAGAACCAAUACAAGAAAGUUUUCCCCUCUCUUUCCUGCUUCACGUUCACGAUCAUUACAGUCACCUGAAUCUGUUACAAAAACAAAUGAAAGCUUACAUUUCUCCUCUUCAUCAUUAAUCCCUCCUUCCCCUCCCUCAACACCAUUAAAACAUGCAGCUACAAGUUUCAGGAGAAAUAGUCAGCUGUUAACUAAAGCAAGAUCUACCUCCUCUGCAAUCCUAUUCAACAGAAACCCAACUCAGCUAAGAAUACCAAAUUCCAAAGUAAGUCUUAAAAACCAACUAACUUCUGGGCCAUCCCCUGUUCAGACACAAAAUGAAAUAAAAGAGCCAAGACCCGAUCCAUCUAAACUUCUGACUUCAUCAGCUUUUCCCUCUGUGAGAUCGUCGUCUGUGUUUGCAGAGGAAGAUAAGGAAGAGAAAAGUGUAGAAGAAGAGGAGGAGGAAGCUAAAGAGAUAAAUGCAAAAAACAAGAAUCCCAUUUUAACAGAGCAGAAGCAACCUUACCGUGGUUCAACACUGAAUAGACAGCCUUUAGUUUCCCAGUUACCAAAGUCAUUCUCUGCUCCUGAUCCUAGAUCAGCACGGCCAUUAUCGAGAACAACUUCAAAUUCACGUUCUUUUAUGACUGCAGCUUCCCUGUCUUGGCCAAGUUCUAAUAGAACAAAAGUGGACAAUGAUAAUGAUAAAAAGCCAGCUUCCGUAUCUUCAACACACUCAACUUCACAAAGAAAUCGUGCCACAGGAUCAAGUUUUAUUAAAACCAGACUUGUAUAUGAAACUCCAAAAAAUAUAUUUAUUUCUGUUUCUCCACAACCUAAUCCUCCUCCUGUGUUAUCUUCAUCUUCAGCAUCCAAUGGAAAUGAUCACCGAACUUCAUGGACAGAUCCUCUCUCUCAUUCGAGAAAUAACAAACUAUUGCCUGGUACUGAUCCUAAGGAAGUUUACUCUUCUUACUUUGGAAGAAAACUAACUGGCUCUAGUAGUUCUUCGCAGUACUUUCCAUCUUCAUCAGUUCAGUCUUCAUCUAUACCCUCAGGAAACUCUGACAAAUCUUCACUAUUAAAUCCCAGCACAGGUUCUAGACAUUCUAAUACCAUGCUGACAUCAAGUGCUGAAAAAAAGCCUGUUUCAUCUUCCAUUUCCUCUCAGUCCCAUUCAUCUUCAUCAAUCCUAACUUCCAGUUCUGGAUCCUUAGAAGAUUCACACUCAUUUUUGCCAACAAAUCACCUUUCUACCUUACACUUUGCAAAUGUCGGAACAUCUGACAGUAAAAGUAAGCCAUCUUUCUCUUCAGUACCUUUCCGAAAUCCUACCUCUCCAACUUCACAGGGACGCACUCAUCUACCUGAACUAAGAAAUUCUUACAUAAGGCCUAAUGGUGCCAAAAAAGAACUUGUAGCCAGUCACCCAACAAAACCAGUUACCUCUUUUGUAACCCAAUCUAUCCCUUCUUCAUCGGUUCUGUCAUCUUCAAGACACUUCAGGCAACAAGCAUCUUUACAUUCUUCAAGCUCCAAGGAAACAGAUAGAAGGCAUCCUUUGUUCCCAUCUUCACCACAGCUUUCUGCUUCUCAUCCCCUGUCAUCAUCUUCACAUCGACACCGUUUCCCAGGGACAAGGACAAGGACAAGGUUUCCUUCCAGGUCCACUAUCAUAGGAGACCUUUUACGUUCAGGGAGAUUUCGGAAAUUUGGCAAGUCUCCCCCAGACCAAUGGAAGUCUGGGAGAUCAAACUUAACAGGGAGUAAGGUUUCACCUAGCAGAGGCAGUAAUGAAAAGGCAUCUGGACGUAGGGUUAUCACUGGACCUCAGGACACCAAAUGGAUUGUUGAUUUUGAUCGAGGAAUAUUGAUGAACCCUGAAGGUCAAAUCCUCCAGGAUACAGAGGGAAAACCCCUUCAGAUACAACUGGGAGCAGAUGGACAUACAAUACUAGAUCGACAAGGAACCCCAAUUCUGAGUCCAGAUGGUUUACCUCUGUUUGGACAUGGACGAGAUAGUAAGCCUUUAGUUGACCCAAAAGGCAAGCCAGUUUUGUCAGUCGGGGGAAAGCCUGUCAUUGGAUUGAUCCGUCACUUUGAAACGACAGUUGCACUUACAACCACAACAAUCAAAACCAUGGCUGCAACUACCACACCAGAGCCAACUACCACACCAGAGCCAACUACCACACCAGAGCCAACUACCACACCAGAGCCAACUACCACAGAGUUAACAAUCAAAGCGACUACUGUAAUUCCGUCAUGUCCCACAAGGAGUAAUAUAAGAUUGAAUCAAGAUGGUUACCCUGUUCUAGGUUCUGUUAAUAAUAUUGAAUGCUUGACUGAAGAAGAGUCUUCUGGGAUGGAAUGGGAUCUGGUAAUCGUUCCCACAGAAAGUGAUUCACUGGAUUCCUUAGCCAUUAAAGAAGGUUUUCAGCUGCUUACAAAUACUUUGCCGACAACAGCUGAUCCUCCGACAAAGACAAAGCCCAUUGUACGGCCAUUCCACACGAUUCCACAAUCAGAGUUUGACAUAACGGGAAAGAAACGAUUUGUAGCGGCUCAUGUGAAUUAUAUCAGCAAAGAUCCAACAGCACCAUGUUCGUUGACAGAAGCACUAGAGCACUUUCAAGUGGAUUCACUGGUGGAUAUUAUUCCAAAAGACUUGAAGGAGAAAACCCUACCUCCCGAGCAAGUUCCACACAACAUUACCAUUGUGGCUGUUGAAGGUUGCCAUUCCUUUGUAAUCCUUGACUGGGCAAAACCUCUGAAGGAAGAAUUUGUAACAGGUUACCUUGUCUAUAGUGCUUCUUAUGAUGAUAUCUUGCAGAAUGAGUGGUCUACAAAAUCUGAAGUUGCCAGCACGCACCUACCUAUUGAAAAUCUGAAGCCAAAUACAAGAUAUUAUUUUAAAAUUCAAGCAAAGAAUCCAUAUGGAAACGGCCCCAUCAGUGAAGCUUUGUCUUUUGUUACAGAAUCAGAUGACCCACAGAUUAUUGUCAGGCCACCUGGGGGUGAGCCAAUUUGGAUUCCUUAUACAUUCAAGUUUGAACCUUCUUCAAGUGAAUGCACAGGAAAACAAUAUGUGAAGCGUACUUGGUACCGCAAAUUUGUGGGUGUGAUACUCUGCAACUCAUUGCGGUACAAAAUCUUCCUGUCUGAAGGCUUAAGAGAUAUGUUUUACAGCAUUGCUGAUGCUUGGGGAAAAGGGGAGGACCACUGCCAAUUUGUUGAUUCUUUUCUGGAAGGAAGGACGGGAACACAUGAGUAUCCAGAAUCUCUGCCAAUCAUCCCAGGUUAUUAUCGGAGUUAUCGCCAAGAGCCAGUGUCAUUUGGCCUCAUUGGUGGAUUUGGGAAAUUUGGUGGGACAUCCAAUUAUUACGUGGGAUGGUAUGAAUGUGGUGUACCUAUUCCUGGAAAAUGGUAAUGAAAUUGUCCUUUGAAGUUGCUCAUGAAAGAUUUAACUACUCAAUUCACAUUUGAGCUGAAUUAACAGAGGACUGAGACGGUACCUUGUUCUUGAAUACUGGACAAUGUGUCGAAUUAUCAAGAUUAUUUUCACAUGAUUUCAAAGACUCUUUCUUCCACAAUCUUACUGGAAUAAAUGACAUAUCCUCUUUAAUACAAUAUAUACAUGGAGGACUAGGGCUUAAAAUAAACAUGCCUGAUAUCAUUGCACUCGUAGUGGUUCCAUUUUCUACAGUAGGUAAAGAAAUGGUGAAAGAAUCAUCAAAUCGAAGCUCUGCUGACAUGAGACAAAAAGCCCUCUUGAAAUUCCAUCUGGGCAUUUGAACAGCCUCUGUGAACUGCACUUAAUGCAAAAUCAUCAAGUCUUCCAAGAUAAAUCUCUACCAGGGUAUUGAACUGAAAGAUUUUGUCCAAAAUCACAUUGGGCUAGGAGAGGAAAUUCAACAUGUUUUAUAAAAUAGUUUCCUUUCAAAGUUGCCACUGUUGAACUUGGCAACAUGGCAGAUGAUCUAUGCACAUCAGUAAGUUUUCCGAGAUUAAUAUUAAUAUACUACAUAGGUUUUAAAAUGGUAAGUCUCAGGCAACUCGUGCAUCUCUGUUCCCUGCAAUGCCAGGUUGCAUACAUGCUGUACUUAACUCUUUUUUUUUCUGGACUUGCAAAACAACUUAGCCCAUUAUAAGCCUAUAUUGAGCAUAUUAUGAAGAUCUGUAUCCAAAUGCAUCACUAGCUAGUGAUGAAACCAGUUGGAUUUGGCAUGACAUCAUUACUCUUCACCAAUCUGCAAUAGAAACCCAUUUUUGCAUGCCACUCUUGAUAACGUACCUCGACAGUGCUAAUUUUUAACCUGCACUUUCUAACUAACUUACAAAGUUCAAAGUAUUCAAGAAAUAUUUUUCUCACAUCUGUAAAAUCUAUUACCUUGGAAGGAAUUCAAGAAAAGUAUUUUUUAUGAAAACAAAAUUCUCUGGAUAGGUUAGAUUUAAACCAUUUCACCAGGGUAAAGGGACUUCUGCUUAAUUUAUUUUUGCACAGUUCCUUAGUGCAUUGUUUUCUUGUGUUUGUGCAGUAUUGUAAAAUACAGUUUUUUGCGCAGGCGCACCGCAAUAGAUUUAUGCUGUUUUGAAACAGUACCAUAUGGAACAGUGCAGUGAAAUAGGAUCAGCUUUAACUCCUUGUCAGCUAAACCACUGCGCUGGCGCAAAUAAAUGCAACAUUUGAGUGAAUUUGCUAAUUGCAAGUUCCUGGCAAGUAGCUACACUUCAAGGGAGUGCAUUCAGCGAUAGAGCAACAUCACUGUAGUGCUUGUUUUCCCAUUUCAACAUUUUAAAGCAUGGCUUCUCAUUGGAAGCAUUGAAUCAGGGAAUUUAGUCUACUAUCCUGAUGUGCAUUUUAUUAAAUGUUAUUUUGAUUAAAUACGCAAUGUAAAUUCCUUUAAAAAUAGAAAUCUUUUCUUAUCUAACGUGUACUUUAUAGUAAAAAGAUCAGUUUAAAAAGCAUAUUUAAAUGGAAUUUGGGAAUUUCAAACACAAGCUUUUUCUGCUUUUCCAACUUGUACAUAGUAUAGCUUUGUAAUCAUAACCACACAUUUGACCAAUCAUUGUGCCAAAUCUGCUGUUACUCCGUUGCAUCUGAAAAAUUUUGUGCUUUAAAAAAAAUGAGAAAAUCACUGAAAAUUUUAGUUUUCAUGUUAGAUCAAAGAAAAAGAGCUUUAAUUAUAAACAGCACCUAAGCAAUGAAUCGCUGCAAUUGGCCAUUAUAUCAAUGCAGUCUUGGGUUUGGUAAGCAGCCUACAUAUGUUAUCAGAAAUGUAUCUUACGCUUUGUCUCUGAUCAUUGUAUUGAUAUAACACUACUUAAACUUGU